Messenger RNA from Gryllus bimaculatus (two-spotted cricket), 2838 nucleotides. Lineage: Eukaryota; Metazoa; Arthropoda; Insecta; Orthoptera; Gryllidae. The record is from the annotation of a GenBank genome assembly.
UUUUGUCGUUUUGGUGGGUUUCGUAGCGCUAUCUAGUUGAGAAUGCGUAAGACCACCUGGCAACGGUGUUUUGAUUUCCCCCGCCAUUGAUCUAUUUGUAAACGUUCUUUGGAAUUUGUGUAAUAUUCUAUGGGAAUAAUUAAAGUUUCCAGGUGUGACCGUGACGUGGUUGGACAAGGUGUCAACCGGAAUUUGAUGUGCAUGGCGUGUGAUAGAUAUAUUCACAGGCAUCAAGUAGUACAAUAAUAUAACACCUCGGAUCGCUAAUAGAGGCCUUUCUUAUUAAUGAUAUACUGACACAAUUAUAAUUAACAAUGCAUUCAGUGCUAACGAGAGGAAAUGCUAUUUUGGCAUACUCGUUGAGUGUCUUAGCAGUUUUGACUUUUGUUUGCUUCAUUUCUACGGUGUUCAUUGACUAUAGAACUAAUGCAACAAUGAACACUGUUAAAGUGGUUGUGAAAAAUGUUGCAGAUUACAGUGCAUCACGUGAGAAGAACGAUCUCGGAUUUCUGACAUUUGAUCUACAAACUGAUAUCCUUUCCUUGAUAGUUUUAAGAAUUUCAUUUCUGUGCAUGUAUUGCCAUUACAAGUAUUUUAAGUAUUCUACACCUAACAACCAGCUCAAUCAGGUGGUUCUGUGGGAUAAAAUAAUUCAGCGAGGAGAAAAUGCUGUAUUAGACUUCAAGAAUAUGAACACAAAGUAUUAUUUCUGGGAUGAUGGGAAUGGUCUCAGGGGAAAUCAAAAUGUAACAUUAACAUUGUCAUGGAAUAUAAUCCCAAAUGCCGGUUUACUUCCUAGUAUAUUUGCUUUAGGAUCACAUGCAUUCCGUUUUCCAGUUGAAUACACUACAGCAAGAGUGUAGGAAAAUGCAGGUUACCUUCAGUAUGUGUUUUUACCUUUUGUAAAUAAAUGGGAUUUGUAAUCUUCAAUUUGUUUAAUAGGAAGGAUACUUAACGUGUGAUUGUGGUUAUGGUGAUUGGGUGAAAAAUUGUGCAUAAAUCAUUAUUGCCUGAUAAUGAUAGGCUUGCGCCAUAAUCAUAUGUUUCUAAAGAAAUUGUUUGUUUUGUAAGAGUGUUUGAAUUUUUAAAAAAUGUUCAUUUCAAUAAUUUGUUUUUGUAUUUUUAUUUAUUUGUACACCAUGUUUUUUUAAAUUUAAAGAGCAAUGUUAAUUUUAUUUUGAAAAUUCAAGAUAGUAUUAUUUUCUUCAAUUUGACAAGUUCAUGGGUGUAUAGUGCUUUAUAAAGCAUUUUGAAGAACAGAAAAAUGUGUGUGUAAUUGUUUGCGAAGGAACUAAUAAAGGAUAUUGUAAUCAUGAAAUUUUUAAUUGUGUAAGUAAAACAAAAAAAAUAAGUUAUCCUUUAGUCAGAAAGAAAGUAGUUUUCUAAGGAGAGAAACAAAAAAUGUGUAUAUGCCGAACUUUUGAGAGGUUUACUUUGCUCAAGAACUUGGGUAAAUGAUGCCAGAAACUUGCAUCUAGAUUUUGUAGUGUUUUGAUGCUUCUUGAAUCAUGGUGCAAAGUCUUGACUUUUAAGGUUUUUCAAGAUAUCUAUGCCAAUCUGUACGGUCUGUGGUGACAUUGGCAUUGUGCAAUUAUUUAUUCUCCCAUCUAUACUUGCCAUUUCUCCUAUUGCCAAUAAACCAAUUUAAUUCAAAUUGAUGCUGUCUUAUUAUGUGUAAUAUAUUGAAAUAAUUCUGGCUCUCAUAUACAAUAAUGGUAAAGUAUACCCAUUCCUGCCUCUUAACUCCUAAAAGCUGUUUAAAGAAUUGACAAUCUCAGUAGGUCAAUUGGUUUGGAGCAUCUGGGCAUAUUUCUGGUAGAUCCCAGCUAUGGCAGUGAAUUCAUUGUAUAGUCAAACAUCGUUUGUAAUAAUAAUAGUGAUAUAUGUUACAAGUUGCAAAGAUCUUUUAACUGUAACAUUCCUAGUUUGCAUUCUGUACAAGAAAACAUUCACACACUUGGAUUUAAUUUUUAAGAAUUCAAAGAAGUAGAGACUUAAUUGUUGCCCUAGUGAAUACACAAUUUUCAAUAUUUAUCAAAAUUACUGGGUGGAAACCUACUUAUGAGCCUUGCAAUCUGAAAUUUUGUCACGAAACAUGUUCUAUGGAUGUAAGCAAGUUAAUUAAUUUUUUAACAAAGGUGCUAAAAUUCAGAUUAAAUACAGGUACGCUUUUUAUAAAAUUUUGCAAUCCAAUUUAAAAAAGUGUGGGAGAAUUAUAUGAUAAAUUUAAGGGAAACAUGGUGCUUUUGAAGAAAAGAAAAAUUGUCUAGAUGAAAAUUGUUAAAUGCAAAAUAUCUGUGGUUAAUUUGUUUUUUAUUGUAGAAAAGAAACCUUAGGGAGCAUGAACUAGGACCUACUUUCUUCAAAUUUUGAACUAGUGCUAAGAAUGCCCAUUUUUUAUGUUAAUUUUCUUACAAAAGUCUUGGGUUUUUCAAUUUUUUGUGUGUAGGGGGUGUUUAAUCUCUGUAAAAGCAAAUCUCUUGGGGCCAUUGGCUGUACUUGUGAUAUUAUUUAUUUAAAAAUUUCCAUUACUGUUUACUUUCUCGCUCCCUCUUAUGCAAUAGAGAGAAAGUUAUGUAAUGCUGUGCGAGAAAACUACGAUUUAUUGGCAGAAAGACUCAUUGACGGGUCCUGGUUACGAAAAAAAGUGGAUAAAUCCAGUUGCUAAGUUUAGGGGGGGAAUACUGUAACACGUGAUGUAGCCACAAUCCAAGUUUUGUGGGUCCCUGAUACCGAAAAAUCAAGGGAUGGCAAAUCGUCUGUCCGACCUUCCGUCUGUGAACAAUGCUAGCAAUUAGGCAAACCCAUUCAGCUAAUUUUCUCCAAAAUUUAUAUUCC